Messenger RNA from Anolis sagrei ordinatus, 808 nucleotides. The record is from RefSeq and is a predicted model, not a curated record. Lineage: Eukaryota; Metazoa; Chordata; Lepidosauria; Squamata; Anolidae.
AAGAAGGCGCGUAUGCAAAUAAUCGGCUGUGCCUACGACAGUAAAUCGAGGCUGCCAAUCCGCACAAGGAAACCUAGAGCGAGGAAAUGGGAAAGAGUCACCUAUCUUCGCCCUCUUCCGUUUUUGGCUGCAUAUUGACCCUCGCCGGCUGCCGUAGCGAAAAGAAAAGGUGGGCGGGAAGAACUGAGAAAGGAAGAUGGCGGCCGCCGGAGUGUUGCGGAGGUUCUCAGGGGUCAACAGUCUCUUUCACAAGACCUCUUCUGUCUUUUGGCAGUACUUCCUUUGGGCAUCCAGUCUCCAUAGUAAAUAGUGUAACACCUCUGCUUCCAAGUAUAUUUCAUCAGCAAACAAGGACUGUCAUCCAAUUUAGCUUGCGGAAAGGAAAACGGAAAACAGUAAAAGCUGUUGUUCAUAGAUUUCUCCGAUUGCAUAGUGGCCUUUGGCUAAGGAGAAAGGCUGGUUACAAGAAAAGAUUGUGGAAAAAAAGUGCUAAGCGAAUAAAGCGCUUGAGGGAACAUGUGUUCUGCAACAAAACACAGUCUAAGCUCCUUGACAAAAUGACCACGUCCUUCUGGAGGAGAAGAAACUGGUAUGCCAAUGAUCCCUAUCAGAAAUACCACGACCGUACAAAUAUUCCCUGGUGAAUUGCCGAAUUCACAUCUACUAUAGCAACCCAGACAGUCUGUAUGCCAGUUACGAAAUUAAUGGUUCAUAUUGAUAAUAUUUCCAUACAUGUAUAAUAAACAAAUGCAAAGGUCUUAUUAAACUAUGCUGAAAAAUAAAAAAAUAAACAUUUGAUUACUUUAAA